GUUUUUUUUUCUAUAAAUAUUUUCUACGAGGCUGAUAUUUGAAUAUUACUGACUAUAAAUUUUUAGAUGCCGUUAAUUUUUUUAAGUCCGUAUUUGUGUCGUGACCGUUUGGGUGUUGAAAUGUUCGAUGCGCCUCCCCAAACAUUCCUCCGUUGGUUCAGUCCGUAGCUAGGCCUUUGCAGCAGGGAGUUAUUUGGUGGAGCCGCAAGUUUUCCUUUACUUUACAGGUUCGUUUUAUCUGGCCAAAGAAUCCCAGAACCUUAGUUUUCCAUCUGCUGUGACUCGUUAGGAAGCGGUUUUAGUCGGGGGACACUUGAAUCACGGUGUUUCGAGGCGUGGUACACACGCACACAGCUGAAGAGGGAAGGGAGGUAUCGGGGAAUCUCAGCGUCCGCCGCGGAGCUUAUGAUGCCGACGUUGCGGGACAGCACCAUGUCCCACCCCGGAGAGAAUUCCCACCAAGUCCGGGUCAAAGCUUAUUAUAAAGGGGACAUCAUGAUCACACAUUUUGAACCGUCUAUCUCAUACGAGGGUCUUUAUGGUGAGGUCAAGGACAUGUGUUCAAUGGACAAUGACCAGCUCUUCACCAUGAAAUGGAUCGAUGAGGAAGGUGACCCCUGCACUGUCUCAUCUCAGCUGGAAUUGGAAGAAGCUCUUCGCCUCUAUGAACUCAACAAAGACUCUGAGCUGACGAUCCACAUAUUUCCGUGUGUUCCUGAAAAGCCCGGUAUGCCUUGUCCAGGGGAAGACAAGUCGAUAUAUCGCCGCGGUGCCCGACGUUGGAGGAAGCUUUACUACGCAAGUGGCCAUGCCUUUCAGGCCAAACGCUUCAACAGGCGAGCUCACUGUGCCAUCUGUACAGACCGAAUCUGGGGUCUGGGAAGGCAAGGUUACAAAUGCAUCAACUGCAAACUGCUGGUACAUAAGAAGUGCCAUAAACUGGUAACAGUGGAGUGCGGUCGACAGAUGAUUCAGGAACCAAUAAUGCCCAGCACACCAUCGAGUCAUCUAGACCCAGCUGAACAUCAAGGCCCUCAGACGAAAGACUCCAUUCGAAGCUUGAGUUACGAUGGAGAGGAGAAAGAGGCGCGCAGCAGUAGAGACACGGGGAAGUCUCCCACCAGCCUGGGCCUGGCAGACUUUGAUCUGCUGCGGGUGAUCGGCAGAGGCAGCUACGCCAAGGUGCUGUUGGUGCAGCUGAAGAAGACAGAGCGCAUCUACGCCAUGAAGGUCGUCAAGAAGGAGCUUGUCAAUGAUGACGAGGACAUCGAUUGGGUCCAAACAGAAAAGCACGUCUUUGAACAGGCCUCUAAUCAUCCAUUCUUGGUGGGCCUCCACUCCUGUUUCCAGACAGACAGCAGACUGUUCUUUGUUAUUGAAUAUGUAAAUGGGGGUGACCUGAUGUUCCACAUGCAGAGACAAAGAAAACUCCCAGAAGAACAUGCCAGAUUCUACUCAGCAGAGAUCAGUCUGGCGCUGAACUACCUCCACGAGCGGGGAAUCAUCUACAGAGACCUGAAGCUUGACAACGUGCUGCUGGACUCUGAGGGACACAUCAAACUCACAGACUACGGCAUGUGCAAGGAGGGUUUGAGACCAGGCGAUACAACAAGCACUUUCUGUGGUACCCCUAAUUACAUCGCUCCUGAAAUACUCAGAGGAGAGGAUUAUGGGUUCAGCGUAGACUGGUGGGCGCUGGGCGUGCUGAUGUUCGAGAUGAUGGCGGGCCGCUCGCCGUUCGACAUCGUCGGCAGCUCUGACAACCCGGACCAAAACACAGAAGACUACCUCUUUCAAGUUAUAUUGGAAAAACAGAUCCGAAUACCGCGCUCGUUGUCAGUCAAAGCUGCCAGCGUUCUCAAAGGAUUUCUCAACAAGGAUCCCAAGGAUCGUCUGGGCUGCCACCCUCAGACAGGCUUUGCAGACAUCAGCGGCCAUCCGUUCUUCCGAAACGUCGACUGGGACCUUCUGGAGCAGAAGCAGGUAGUCCCACCAUUCAAACCCAACAUCUCAGGGGAAUUCGGACUGGACAACUUCGACGCCCAGUUCACCAAUGAGCCCAUCCAGCUCACGCCCGAUGACGAGGACGCCGUGAGGAAGAUCGACCAGUCUGAGUUUGAGGGCUUCGAGUACAUCAACCCUCUGCUGAUGUCUGCAGAGGAGUGCGUGUGAGCGCUGCAACAUCUGUCCCCGCAAACACCAAACACUCACAAUUAAACCCAUGUUUACGUGGCGUCUCCUUGCUGCAUGGUUACAAGACAACCCAGCAACAUUAACCUUUUGUUCGAGGGCCGCACAAACGCUUCUGUUUUGCCAAAACCAGUCUCUCACUCUGCCAUUUAUAACCAUUUGCCCUUAAGCCUGGUUGGUUUGUUAAUUCUUCUUUUGUAUCAUGUAAAUCUGCUCUGAUCAUUUCUCUCUCUGGGCCGCUUUAUUGUGGCCAUAAAGUUCUUCCAAGGUUGCUGACGGACUAAGCAUCCUCUCCUUUCAGCCAAUGGGGCAUUUUCAAAGCAGGUUUUAUUUGUGUGUGUGUGUGUAGAAUAAACUACUAUUGAUGAACAUUAGACGGGGCCUUUUUAGCUUCACUCCAUGUUUAGACAGGAAUGACUUCUGCCUAGAACAAGAGUAAUCAUAACACUAUGAGGAAAAAAUGAUGAAAAGUCAAUAUAUUUUCUCAUAUUUUAUUUUAGAUUAUAAGUGUUUCACAUCCAGCCUGUGUAUAUGAAUCAGAAAAGUUCUGGUUCUGGAUAACAAGAGCUUCAGGUCCCUUCUCCCAGAAUGAAGGAAUUUAAACACUAAUAGUGAGUUAAUGCUGUGAAUGAAAGCACCGUGGGAGCUGAUGGGAUAGCACAAAGUACCUGGAUCCUGUAGCGCAGGUUUUAUUGUUGCCGGGCAGAAUUUCCUUCAUAUACACUCAUACAGGACCAAAAACCCUUUUUCUGGGACUUGUUAGAUGGUACAGUAUGCAUAAGGAAGAUGUGUUGUCCUAGGUUAUAGACUUUAUAUAUAUAUAUAUAUAUAUAUAUAUAU
Molecule: messenger RNA, 3030 nt
Organism: Cyprinodon tularosa
Lineage: Eukaryota; Metazoa; Chordata; Actinopteri; Cyprinodontiformes; Cyprinodontidae
Gene: prkci
Product: protein kinase C, iota
Exons: 18
Coding region: 406-2172 (588 amino acids)
Biological process (GO): protein phosphorylation
Molecular function (GO): diacylglycerol-dependent serine/threonine kinase activity; ATP binding; protein binding
Source: RefSeq, a predicted model, not a curated record